UAGUAAUAAUAUUGAAAAUGUUUCAAAAUUAUCUCAAAGAUGAAGAGAUGAAUAAGCUCUCGUUUAAGAGAAGUUCACGAAAGAAUAGACAUUUAGGGGGUCUGAAGCUCUUACUGCAAGGUAUACUGUCUUUUGUGAUCAAUAGGUAGCAAUCCAGAUCAAAUAGACUUAAGAAUAUUAGACAAUAAAUUGAAAUUUGUCUUCUCUCCUGCUAAAGCCUACAAAGUAAGCUAUCAAAUCCCAAUGUAGAAAAUAUAAAUCGAGAUAGAAACUACCUCUCCUGUCGAAAGAAAGCAAAGAUAGUAUCUCCUCAAAAUCUGACCAACAACCCUCAGCAGGCUGCUAGAGCUCUACAGAGAAAUGGUUUAAGGAAUAAGGAGAUUCAUCAAAAUACAAUAUUAGUCCCUAAGAACACAACUGAUGAGGAUGAUAUCCAGCAGCAGAUGAGUAAGAACUCACUCAAUGUCAAGAGGAUUGUGACCAAAGAACCUCCAUCCUUACUUGGAAAUGUUUCCAAGAUUCGAAUGUUCUCUCCAAACGUGACUGGAACUUUUAACAACAAAAUACUCAAGAGGAACCUUAAGAAUACCUCAAAAUAGCAGAGAUCUGCACAAUAAAUUGUUCCAGACAGAGUUUUACUCUAGGAAAGAUAGAUGCGAAAUCUGGAAACAGAUUCCAAUUAAAAAUAUGAUGAUGAAAUAAGAACAAAAGAGAAGCACAAAUUAAUUUAAAUAUCUUGAAGAAUCCAGAAACAGGCGAAAAAGCUGAUGACUGACUACAAGUAUUUAUGAGUCCGAAAAUUCAGAAGAGACCAAGUACUUGUGCUAAGGCUACUCAGAAAGAAGCUAAUAUUCAACAAACAGAAAAGGUGCCAAGGAAGAGCGCAGAGAAUAUCAAUUCUUUACAAAAGUCAUUCAGCGAAGCAAACAUUCCAAUAGUCCACAAAAGAGGGAAAAGCAAGCCUAUAAUAAAGGAAUUUAAGAAUCUUUCGAGAAUGAGAAAACAACAAGGAAAUAUGAAUUUUAGAAAAUACUUGAAAAAGAUAAAAUCUCAACAUAAAAAAUCGAGGGUAAUCAAGAGCAUGAAUCAGACAGGAUUUAACACCUGUCUGAAACUUAAAGUGAAGAAGUCAAUAUCUCCUUGAAAUAUAGUGAGAGAAUCCCAUGGCCAUUGUAAACAGGUCUUCUCAAGGGAUAUCACUGGCUUAUCGACCCAAGAGUUAUUUAAUGAUAUAUUUUGUUACUCUAAACCUUAA
Messenger RNA from Moneuplotes crassus, 1255 nucleotides. The record is from the annotation of a GenBank genome assembly. NCBI's taxonomy places the organism in Eukaryota, Ciliophora, Spirotrichea, Euplotida, Euplotidae.